This is a messenger RNA of Paramecium tetraurelia, 276 nucleotides long. RefSeq lists its product as uncharacterized. Lineage: Eukaryota; Ciliophora; Oligohymenophorea; Peniculida; Parameciidae. The record is from RefSeq and is a predicted model, not a curated record. The transcript has 2 exons. Gene Ontology annotation, molecular function: RNA binding; transcription coregulator activity. Gene Ontology annotation, cellular component: nucleus. Gene Ontology annotation, biological process: regulation of DNA-templated transcription.
AUGAAUAAUUCUCCCUACAUUGUGAAAAGGAAAUAGAGACAAGGCGAUUGGGUUUGCGCAGUUUGCAAGAAUCUUAAUUUUUCAUUCAGAAGCACAUGCAAUAGAUGUAAUAAACUUCCCAAUAAGACAUCCUCAAAACAUCAAUAUAAAGGGUUUCGAACAUUGGUUCUCAUCCAUUAUGAAGAACCAAUAGAGAGUAUGGAUGAACUUCUUGAAAAUUAAAUAGAUCCAAAUGUCACAUCUAGCCUUUUGGUAUUAGGCUUAGAUCAAUUUUGA